UUUGGCCCAAGCGCCAUGCUCAACCACGUUUUAUCUCAGGCCUUUGGGCGGAAGCCCUCCGCUCGCUUCAUGGCAUGAGGGAAGGCGCCGUCGUCGGCGGCGCCGAAGGAAAGGAGCCCAAGGCGAAGGCGUCGGCGGCGGCUUCGGCCUCGCUGGUGCUCUUCGUGGUGUGCUGGUGCAAAGGUUGGGUGGACCUACUGGGCCACGGACAAGCGGUCCUAGAUGGAGACCACGACAUUCUGCACAGCGCGCCACUGGCGGCACAGCUGGCCGGGCUGGUGAUGACCAACCUGCUGGGCGCCGUGUUCUACUUCCGGCGCAAGAACUGGUGGGGCGGGCUUUGUGCGUGCCUGGACUUGGACACUUGGUAUUUGCUAGGCACCCAGGGCCCUGAGAUCCUGCGGGCGGAGGCCAAGGACUGGGAGCAUCUCAGGCUGCGGACCUCCAUCUGGCGCUCCCUGCCGCUGGCGUGUAUUGGCUUCUACCUGGCCACCCGGGAUUUGUUCGAGAUGCCCCUGUGCCAGAUGAUGGCAUCGACGCGCGCCACCCUAUACCACUACGACUUUGUGCGCAGUAGCCCCUGGCUGAGCGCCAUGGAAAAGGCGCAGAUCGACCCCAGCACGCUGACCUGGGUGCAGAUGGAGGCCCCGAGCACUGCUGCGGGCCGGGACAUCUUCCCCGCGCACGUCUUUGCCGACCUGCGGGGCUUGGAGGAGUCGAUCUGGAGCUCCUGCCAUUGCAGCCAGAGCCGCUGGAGCCAGCGGGAGGUGCCCUUUAUGACGGACAUGGCAGAGACCUGGCUCGGGAACUUCGCCAUCGACUCCUCCGACGGCACCUUCGGGAUCACCGGCACGGGCACGUUGUUCGCCUUGAACCAGCUUGUGGUCGCGCAGGCCAAGGAGCACCUGUUGGAGCACGACGAGCUUCUCGUCAGCUUUGCCCUGGACAUGGCCUGGGCGAGCGGCAACUACGCCACCUACUCCGCCAUCGUCGUGGCGACCCACAUGAUGACGGAGGGCCAGCUGGUGGAGGCAGUCCAGGAGGCCUUGCGGGAGGACAGCAAGGACAAGUACCCGGCCAUGUCGUCUACUGUGCAGCAGAGCAGGUCCUGCUUGUUCCAGAUCCUUUGGGCGGGCAUCCAACUGCUGAACUCCGUGAACCCCAUCGCCGCGCACGUGUGCAAGGCUCGCAACGUCCGGGCCACGGGCCGGAAGGCGGCCGUCAGCCUGCAUGCGAUGAUGGACACCUCGCUGCUGGUCUUGACCCUGAUCCUCGCCUCGCAGCAGUGCGGCCUGGCCAAGGCAGUGGGCUCGAUGUUGAGCUUCCCCCUGGAGAGCCUCUUCCGCAACCUCCCCACGGUGGUGGACAACCUGUCGGCCCAGCGCAUGGCCUCGAGCUCGGAGGUGGCACCGGUGGAGGCGAAGGAGGCGAGCCGCCAGAUGGUCUGUAGCAUCAUGGGCAAGGACAUCCCGGCGGUGGCCGCAGGUGUGUUGCAGACGGUGCACGACUACGUGGCGGUGUCCCCUCGCGUCUUCGGGCUGACCAUCUCGGGGGUGGUCCUCUUCUGCGGCGCCUCCUUCGUCUUGGCCAAGGUCUUGCGGCCGGAGGGGCUCCAGCUGCCCACGGUGGCCUGCCUCAACGCGGGGAUCUGCGGGCCCCUCUUCUUGUUGGCCUCCGUGGACCGGUUGCACGUGGAGGAGCUAUGCCCGUACAUCACAAGCCACAUGUGUUUGCGCGGCUGCAUCUUGAGUCUUAUGGUGUUUCUGGCUUGGCGAAAUGUGGAGACGGACAGCGCGGAGUUCUGGUAUGCCACGGUCUUCAACGAGGUGAGCAGCUGCUCGAUGCUGCGGGUGAAGUGGCUCUGCCUGGUGCUGCUGCAUGGGCUCACGGGGCGCAUGGCGGUGAACGCCAUCAAAGACACGGCGAGUCUGGAGGAGCUGCCGCUGGGCGCGAAAGACUACAAGACCUUUCAGGAGUGACGAAAGCUUCGCCCUGGCGGAGAGAGAAAAAGCGAAACAGGUGUGAUCAUAAUAUGAAGAAUAACGA
Effrenium voratum is the source of this 2046-nucleotide messenger RNA. The record is from the annotation of a GenBank genome assembly. NCBI's taxonomy places the organism in Eukaryota, Dinophyceae, Suessiales, Symbiodiniaceae.